GCAGUAGUGGUAGUGGUAGUAGUAUAACGUGAUUGCUGAUGCGUCGGGAGCAGGUGCUCGCGCCGAUCCACGCGCCGUCACUGCCAUCGUCGAGGAGCUCCGAGCAAUUUAUAACGCACUGGCGCGAGGAUUGGCUCCGGCCACUCCCACAUUCACGGACGCUUGCAUUCACCAGCUGCUUUCCGCUUUUGAUCGGGAUCCAUUCAUGACCACAGCGAUGAUUGGCUACAUUGCCGUGGCAGGGGCGCCCCCGUCGUUGCAUCAGCAGCGUCCUGCCCAGAGUUCGCUGCGCGGACAAAGCGGAUUCGCCGAAGCCUUUCACAUGCGCGUUGUGCUGCCGACAAUCGAGGCUCGACUCAAUGCCGGUCGGGCGGAGGACGUCUAUCCAGUGCUAACGCUGCUCGAUGUGCACGAGCCCGUGUCUCAAGCGAUGGCGACCGCCUUGCGCAACUUUCUCACUCGUCUGGCCGACUGCGCGUUCGGGUUUGACGCUUCUUGCGCCCUGAGCGUCCAGCUCACCUAUGCGUCGCUCCUUGGCCGCGAGACACCCUACCUGGUCAAACUCUUUUCAGAGUGCGAGGCCAGCGCACGCCGUCGUCUCGCGGAAACCCACGCGAUCGUGGUGCCGCAAAGCUCCGACAUGACUCCCGCAGCAAUCUUUCAGGUGACUGCCUCGCUCGCUUACGACCAAGCCUCGAGUGAACCAAGCGCAUGGGGAUUGUCUUACACCAAGCUGAUUGGCACACCCUUCAAUGCCGCUCCCGACACUGACGAGCAGGACGGCGACGAGGAUUCGGGCGAACACGCCGUGCGCCUGACGAGUGAAGCGUGGAAGCGCCUGUUCUUUACCAUCGUCACUCACAAGAGCCAUUUUCUCGAGCAUUUUGCUCGAUCGGCGCUCGACUGCAUCGACCGUAGCGACUGGUCGACGCUAAAGUCGCUCACCAGCUUGGCCGAAUUCCGACCGCUGCGACCCAUUCUCUUGUUGCUUGGCUGGAGUCGAUGCCGCAGUCACGAAGAUGCACAGGCGCUUCUUGCAGCGCUGUGGAGCGCGCACUCGAACAGUCCCGACGAAGGCAUUCAAUGGCUCUGCAGCAAGCUCGUCUACCAAACUCGGCUCGCGGAUUGGCUCCAGCGGCACGCUGCUGCGUUGCUGCCCGCCUCUCGUGCCGCCACAAGUGAUGGUACUGCUGCUGCUGCUGCUGCUGCUGCUGCUGCUACAGACUCUCCUGCCGCGCGCCGAUUUCCAGCUGUGCUUUCAAGUGCGGUUGUUCGCGACCUCUGCUCGCGCUCACCGCUCACGGUCGUAGCGGAACACAUGAACUUGAACGAGGUGGAUGAAGAAAGCGUGUUUGAGUUGCUCAAUCACCAGCUCGCGCCUCCUGCUGCUGGCUCCGAGCUUGACGAAACGUCCAUCAUGCGCGGCUUUUGCGCGCUCAAGCGAGUGUUUGAAUGCAUUUCCCUGCAUCUCAACUGCACGAGCCCCAGCAUUCCGGAUGCUGUCGCAACGGCGGCUCGCACCUUGCUGAGCCAGGCGCAAGCUCACCUUGUGGCGCUCACUUCGGUUGCCUUCCGCACCGAGUUGCUGGAAAACAUUUUCUCGCUCCUCUUCCUUUCCAACGACAUGGUCGGCUUGAACUCGGUCGCGGCCAGUCCCGAAGCAGAUGAUGGUGAUGAAGAAGAAGCAGAACAAGAACAAGAACAAGAAGCGAAAGAAGCAAAAGAAGCAAAAGAAGCGACGAUGGACGCAGGCAAGUCACCCGAUUCGGCUGCGUUUGUGGUUUCUGAGGCCCUGGCCGUCGAUCUUCUCGCAAUGAUGAAGGAAGUCAUGAUUGGUCUUGAAGCGGCUCGUUUCGAGUUGGCAAAGAGUCCCAGUCCCUCGCCAGCGCCCGACAAGACCGCAUCCAGCUCUGCUUCCGAGUCUCUGGGCCUGCCUGCUGCGCCCGAGGCUCGCGUUGCUCUUCAGCAGCGGAUUGCUCAUCUGGGGCAGUGCGUGAACGAAGCGCAGUGGCGCCUGCAGCUCGUCGGAGGCCUGACCAGCGGUCCAGAGAAGCUUCGCUCGCUCGACAACGUCGACUCUGUGUCGUCCAACAUUAUUCGCUACAUGCUUGCCUCCCCCGAUACGUUGGUUCACAUGUGUUUGCGCGCGAGUGACUACGAUCGGGUCAAGCAAGUCAUCCAGCUCUUCAAGGUGCAGGGUUCGAUCAUUGACGACGCGGCCUUUGCCGAGCGUCUGGAUGCUGCCGUGGCCGGAAUGGAGAAAAAGCCAAUCCACAAGUCGCUCGAGACACUCGAGUCCCUUGCCGUGUCCGUCCCCAGCACCGAGGCACGUACUCGCCUCUUCUUUGACAUGGCCUUGUACGCGUCGUCGCCCGAGCUGUCCCGCCAGUUGAUUAUGCGCGCGCGAGCGUCUUUGCUCGGCGGCCCACAACAUUCCACUCGCCAACCAAAGGGCGAAUCGCCUGCGGCGAGCCCAGCCGUCAUGUCGGUGCUCGGUUUGACCCCGUCUCCCAAUGCCGAUCCAACGGCCAGUGCCUCGAUUGAGGCGCCCAUCCAAUCCUUGACUCGGCUGAUGGACAAGUGUCUCGACUUGCUCGAGCUCUAUCCCGGGGACAAUCUGCGAAAGCGUCUUCUCGAAACUGGCGUGUUGCGGCACGCAGACAUUGAGCGCUGUCGACUCGAGAUUGCCCGCUUGGAGCAACAGCAAACCGCGCUUACCACCUUUGCCGACCUCCUGACGCGGAUUGAAAACGGUGACGAUCUCACACCUGCGACCACCAAGUUUGACGACCUCACUCGGUCUGACGGCGAUGAAGGGCCAACGCCGAGCGGCGAGUCACAACCAGUCCAGCAGCAGCAGCAGCAGCAGCAGCAGCAGCAACUAGUAGCACAGCAGCAACAGCAGCAGCCGCAACAGCAGCAGAUUUCCUCAGUCGAGUGGAAUGACCGACAGCGACACGCGCCAAGAAUUGCGUCCGCCAUCAAAAAGGGCAUGCGCCAUCUGGCCAAAGUGUUUGCCGCCUCGCCCGUGUCACUGGGCGCGAGCAACAGCAACCUCUCGCUUGUCGGUCUGGACGCCGCUUCAUCUACUCCAAUGUACUCGGCUCCUGUCGACUACUUGGGCCGAUUCUUCACUUACAUUGAAACGCUAGUAUCCUUGCUGAACGGCAACGAAACCCUCAGCCAGUAUCCCGAGUCCCGAAUUGUCAAUUGGUUUGAUGUGUUGCGCGAAGGGCCCACCCACACCAUUGAAAAGCUCGUGUUUGAUCGCGCGCUCUUCUUUACUGCCGAACGGGCUGCGGAGCGAUUCCACCUUGAUAUUGUUGUGAUUAUCGUGCGCAGCUGCUGCCCGCGCAUUCGUCGCCGAACACGCACUCGCACAAAGACCAUCAGCAACCAAGCCUCGCGCUCGGCGUGCUCGUUUGUUGGUCCGCUGAACGUCGUGAAGGGCGCACCAGCCACGCCUUCCGACGAGCAGACUGGUUACGGGCUGCCUGUGCCUGCAUCUGUUGCCGUUGCCGCCGCCGCGGCCUCGCUCCAGUUGGUGCGCUCGCUUCUUGAAAACAUGGUGUCGCUCUAUCGUACCCAUGCCGGCUCGGCUGGUACCAUUGAUCAAGACGUCAAGCUCACGUUGGCGGCUUCCCGCGAAUUUGAGAGUCUGACGCGCGCGACCGCCGGUCUGCAAGGCGUCACCCUCUCUGGGCUCGUUUCCCACGAGGAGCGACUGUGCCUGUUUGUCAACCUGCACAACCUCAUGUUCAUGCAUGCCUGCAUUGCGAUGGAGACUCCCAGCAGCAUUCUCGACCGAAUCACCUUUUUCAAAAGCAUCAAGUACAUUGUCGGUGAUCUCGGCAUUAUCAGCGUCUUUGACUUGGAGCACCUCAUUUUGCGCGCCGCCAUGUCGACUCCGGAAAUGUUUGGUGCGGCAUUCGAUAACUUUGUUCAACGCUUUGGCGAAGGAGAUCCCCGCGCCAAGCUGGCGUUGGAGCGACCCGAGCCAAACCUGCUCUUUUUGCUCAACAGCGGCUCGCAAGAUUGCCCGCGCGUCCGCAUCCUCUCGCCAGAAACCCUCGAGCAAGACAUUGCCACCAACCGCACCGAUUUUCUCGACCAGCACGUGCAUGUGGAUGUGGACAAGCGUGCGGUUACUCUGCCAAAGCUGCUCGAGUGGUACAAGACGGAUGUUGUCGGAGACCGGCCUGCCAUCGCUCUGCUGCAGUACAUUGUGCCGUACCUUUCGGCCAAAAAGAAGCAGCUGCUCACCGUGCUCUUGUCUUCCUCAAAGACGUUUGAUACGACUGACAUUGCCGUCAGCUUUGCCGAGUUUGACUGGAGCUUUGGCUACUCGUUCGACAAGAAGCGCGCAGCAUCGACAACGUCCAACCAGCAAGCAGCAUUGGCGGGCGGUCCCCCGACGCCCCAGCUCACGCGGACGCCCUCCACGCUUUCGUCCUCGUCCGUUGGCUCCUCAACCUCCACGCCUUCUAACAGCAGCAGCAGCAACCCGCGCAAAACGCCUCUCGCCGAGAUUCAGGUGUUCCUCGAGAUCAAGUCUCCGAUUGUCGCGGCGCUUGCCGCCCUUGUCAACCCCGCAAACAAGGCGUUUGACGAAUCCCGGCCCUUCACCGACCACAUCAUGAUGCAGACCCAGACCUUCCCAGCGCUGCACCAAUUCAUCAUGAUGCGCUUUGGUCCGCUGCUCGAGUACUUUGUCGGGCGACCGGAAGAAGAAUUCACCUCGCACUACCUGUACAUGCUCGAGUCGCCUUCUGCCGUGCACGAAGAAAUGUACUCGCGCAUCAUUGAUCGGCUGAUUCACGAAGGGCAGUUUUCGCGCGCCCUCAACUUUGCUGACGAUGGUUUGUCCUCUGGCGCUCCGGACUUUUUGCUGUGCGCCAUGGCUGAUGCAGCGCGAGACCGCGUGGACGCCUGGAAGUACAUUGUUCGGCUUCGCGACAAGUCCGUCGCAGCCAGCUUCCUGUUCCGCCAGGCCCUCAACUGGCCUGCCGACGUUUGCAUUGAUCUUUUGGGAAUGUGCAAGUGUCACAUGCAGGAAGACAACCCGCUCUACAAUCAGGUCUCGGAGAUGCUCGAGCAGCUGCUCUUGUACAAGCAAAUUAUCGCCAUCGACCGGCGGUGGGGCGAUUGGCACACGGUGGCGGCCAUGCGCACGCAAGAUCCUCACCCAGUGGCGGCGGUGCUGAUUGAGGCACGUCGGUUUGACCUGGCAUCCCAGUGGGCGACGCUGUGCGGCAAUGUUGACCUCAAGCAGGAGGUGGACAAGAGCUUUGUUCUCGACCUCGUCAAUCAAGGCGACACCAUUCGGGCCUACCAGCAGUUGGAAACGAUGGAGCGUCCCGUUGCGCUCAAGGUUUGCCACUUUUUGCUCGAUCGCGUCAACACCUUUGGGAGCAAGCUGUUUGUGGUCCAGUUUGUCAACCACAACCUCUCGUCCAUCCUGGGUCCCGAGGACGCGGCAGCGCUCGCCAACCAAGAGCUCACCAUUCGCGUUUUGCUCUGUCUCCCGGCAGAGCUGCGUCCCGAUUACGAGCAGCUCGUGCCGUACCCCGAGCUCAUUCUCGAGCAGCUGCUCAUGAAUGUCCGUGUGGAUCUGGCCGCCCUUGUGAUUCGGCGUUUCCCGAAAAUCUUCCACAAGGGCUUGGUGACUGUCUAUGCCGAAAAGGCGCUUGCCUUUGCCACCGUCGAGGACCAACGGCUCAUUAUGCAGUCCAUGCGGCAAUCGCCGUCGACUGCCGGUAGCGCGUACUAUGACGACCUGUCCCCACCUUCCUCUGCUCCGCCGACACCGCGCAAAAAUGCUCAAUCCGGCAGCGGCUUUGGGCGUGCAGCACUCGGAAGCGACACGCCACGCCGCCAACCAGCGUUCUCUGGCUACGAGCCCGUGCCCGUCAUUGGCACCGAUACACGCGUGUCGCUCUCCACCGUCAAUCGCCAGUUGACAGGCUCCGACACGGUCAACUGGGUGCCUGACAAUGAUGUCAAAGUCUGCAUGGUCUGCGAGAAGGACUUUUCAAUGUUCAAUCGCCGCCAUCACUGCCGCAUUUGUGGCCGUGUCGUCUGCAGCGGUUGCUCCAACCACACCGUGCUGCUCACCGACUUUGACAAGCCCGUGCGCGCUUGCCAGGCUUGUCACGAGGCCAUUGUGAAGGAUCCUGCCAUUGCCGGCGUCGCCUUCAUGCCGGGCACGACCGGGUAUGCCAAGGUGAUGGAGGAAGGCGGUGUCUUGCCACAGAGCCAGUCCUCCUCCCGCUCUGCAACUCAAAGCGGCGGAAGCACAAGCGCGCGACCAUCCAUCGCGCCAGGCUCGAGCGCCUUUGGCGCAUUGUCCACACCCUCUGCGGUCGAUCGCGCCAAUCCGUUUGGCCCAGGCCCAGGCUCCUCGAUGCAAAUCGACGGUCUGGCCUACGAUCCUCUGGCCGAGAGUGGCAUUUUUGAUGUGACGGGCCCGACUGUGCCCGUUGCAGUGUCGCGCGCGUCAAAGUCUCAGCCCCAGCGCGCUGCGGCCGACUCGGCAAUGGGAGCCGCCCAGCGCGGCUCGACCGGUAUGGAGCGGUCGGACUCGUCCUCGGACUUGAUGGCAAUUCUCGAGCAGAACAUGGCCGAGAGCUCGCAAAAGUCGCGGGACAAUGACUUGCUCGACGGUCGCAGUCUUGAGCAAUUCAUGCAACGCCAACAGCAGCAGCAACAGCAGCAACAGCAACAGCAGUCGCAGAAUCCCGCACAACGCAACGCUGGACGAACGGUUGGCGCGACUUCGUACGCGACAGUGGGCAUCAACGCGCGUCAAGCGCAACAUUUGGCGUUUUUGGGCACUGCCUUUGGUGCCGAAACGCGCUGGCGUCUCAGCCCCGUAGAGGCCAGCAACGACGCGGUGCGUGCACGGUUCCACUACCUGCAGGCUGCGAGCACAACGUUGUGCAUGGCCAUUCUGGAUCUCUUCCCUGACGGGCGAAAUGCGGGUGAGACAUCGCUGCGGCUGUGUGACCACUUGUCGGAGCAGCUGUUGAGCGACCCGUCCACAGUGGACCACUUUUUGAUCAUUAGCAUCAUUCAAGUUCUCGCCUUUAAUGCAAAGUUCAAAUUCCUCGAGAACGCCACCCACCACGGCAUCGAGCUUUGUGACACGUAUCUUGGCCGGGUGGAUUUGUUGCGCAUUUUGAUUUGCUCCCGCUGCAACUAUCGCCUCUCGAUUGCCGACUUGAACGACCCUGACAAGGCGCGAAGGUUGCGCGAUCGCUUGAUUGGCGACGAUCGCCUGGGCUUGGCCAUGGAAGUGGCAACCAAAUGUCGGCUGGAAACCGCUCCCGUUUGGGCUGCAUGGGGCAUGGCAAAGCUGCGUCUCGGCCAGUUUGAAGAUGCACGCGACAAGUUCCGACACUGCAUGGCUGUCACGGGCGUGAUUGUGCAGCCGUCCACGUCCACGUCCGUGUCCGCGUCCACUGGAGGAGGAGGUGCCUCGGCAGGAAGCGGCCAAACGACCCUGUCGUCUUCCCCAGCAACAACUUCGCCUGUCAUGUCUCCUCACGCAAGCAGCGGCGCGUUGGCGGCCAUGGGUGGCGCCGUGCCGGCGUCCUCUUCUUCGGCGAUGCCAGGACAAAUGCCGAGCAUGGGCGUGCUUGGGUCGUCGGCACAGGCGCUGGCUGCGGCCAACGCCAGUGGUGUGGCGACUGCUGGCGACUCGCUGUUGCUGGGUCGCAUCAUUGACACCAUUGAAACCCACGCCCCGGUGCGUUUGACAGACCUCAAGUCGCUGCUCGCACUGUUGAGCACAGCCCGAGGCCGCACGGCGCCCGAGUCGUCCUUUGCCGAGCUCGGCCUGGCUCGCGCGCGGGUGAGCCCCAUGAGCUGCUUGGAUCCCGAGCGCUUUGAGGAGUGUGUCUACUACCUGCGCCAUUACGGCUCGCAUUUGUCGCUGUUGGCGUUCUACUGUCGACACGGCUUUGUGGACAAGUGCUGCGAGCACGUGUUGCUGUAUUCGCUCGAGCCAGACACCUUUGUCGACUCGGUCUUCAAGACGUGUCUGGAAAAGGGCUGGCUUGGCCAUCUCAAGGAUGCCAUGCGCCAUCCGCCGCGCGCCAGCCUGGGCUUGGCCCCAGCGCCCGCAGCACCGGCUACCAGCAGCAGCAGCAGCAGCAGCGUUGUGAACACGGCAACGUUGGCGUCCGCUCUUGGAACCCUCUUUGAGGAACCCGGUCUGCCUGCGCACCCGCGCUGGACGCCCUACUUGCUCGCGGUUUGCCGCUACCUGAACAAGGCCGCCCGCCUGCACGUUCUGCUCGAAAUGCAAUUGUUCAUGAGCGAUUUGCUCCGCGCCGCUUUGACCUGCAUCAAGUUCUUUAUGCAGAGCGGCAUCCAGCUGUCCGAGCGUAUCGAGCACUUGCAGCGAGCCAAGGGCCUGUUUGAGCUUGCGCACCGGGAAGCCCAGCUCAAGCCUGGCGUCGAUGCAGAAGCGUCGUCGUCGUCGCCAUCGUCUCAAAUGGGUACUGCAACAACCAAAGCAGCAGCAGCUCAGUCUCAGCAAGGCAUGUCGACGGGCGAAAUCUCAAAGUACCUGCGCGCUGUCACGUUGCAAAUGGAGGUGAGCUCGUUCAUCUUGGGCGAGUUCCGCGCUGGGCGAAUCAGCGAACUGCAGGUGAAUCAACUGUCGUCCUUGUCGCUUCUCAGCAGCGACAAGAUGAAGACGCAGCUCGCUGUCGAGCUGUUGCUGGUGGACAAUGGCUUUGAUCUCGCGUUCAAGGUGUGCCAAGAGUUUCGAUUCUCACUGGCCUCCGUCUACAAGGAUGCGGCCGCGGAAAUGGCCCAGCAAAAGGACACGCGCCAGAUCAACGAGCUGCUCAAGAACGUCAAGGGCACCGUUCCGGACGAAGCCGUCGACGAAAUUGUGCUCGCCUGCAUCGAGGUGUUUGCGCGCGACGCGCAGGAUGUCAAGCUCUCUGAAAAGUACAUGCAGCGUCUCAACAGCGACACCAACAAGAUCAGCGCAUGCAUUGCCUGUGGCAAGCUGAAGGCUGGCUAUCUCAUUGCUGUCAAGGCCGGGAUGCACGACCAGAUUGAGCGCAUUGCCCAAGUCGCCUCCAAGCUUGGUCAGAAGAUUGUGUUUGAGCUCUGCGAAAAGUAUCUUGCGACCGUUCAGCGGCGUUAA
This is a messenger RNA of Capsaspora owczarzaki ATCC 30864, 9163 nucleotides long. RefSeq lists its product as hypothetical. Gene Ontology annotation, cellular component: midbody; lysosomal membrane; centrosome. The transcript has 4 exons. Lineage: Eukaryota; Filasterea; Ministeriida; Capsasporidae. The coding region runs from base 206 to 9163 and encodes 2985 amino acids. Gene Ontology annotation, biological process: regulation of cytokinesis; double-strand break repair via homologous recombination; mitotic cytokinesis. The record is from RefSeq and is a predicted model, not a curated record. Gene Ontology annotation, molecular function: phosphatidylinositol-3-phosphate binding; metal ion binding.